GUUUUAAUCAAAGACAUCACUUUUAUCGCAUCAUCAUCCGAAGCCCUAGAAUUUACAGGAAAUUCCAAUCCAUCGUUCUCGCCCGACCCAAUCUAAUCCACACCGUCCAUCGACCGAUCUCCCCAAUCAUCGCCGGCGACUCAACCGAAGUCUUCUCACACAUAUCUCCGGCGCGAAAUCGUACGGUACCGCCGUCAAUUAUCUGUCGGCAACAAUCGAAACUCACUGGCUUUCUCUUGAAUGCUGAAUACAGGUAACGGGUGUAUAAAGUUGUGAACUUGGCUUGAGAUGGAAGGGAGCGAAGAGGGGGUGAUGCAUCAGCAUCCUCAAGUUCAUUACCUGCAGGAGCAUGAUGAUCACCAUCACCAUGGUUUUAUGAACAAUGUGGGUGUGAUGGAGCAUGAUGGUGAUGAUGGUGGUGGUGGGAAUGGAGGGAGCGAAGGAAGUGACUGUAUGGAAGGUGAUGUUGCUACUGCUGAUCCUGGGAAUCUGUCAGAUAAUCAUCAUAGUGCAAUGGUAGUUCAUGGUAGUGGUGAAACUAGUAAUCAGCUGACCCUCUCGUUCCAGGGGCAGGUGUAUGUGUUUGAUUCUGUGUCGCCUGACAAGGUGCAAGCUGUGCUCUUAUUGCUAGGUGGACGCGAGGUCCCUCCAACCACUCCUAUGUCUGUACCAAAUCACAAUUAUAGAGGGGUACCUGCUGUUCCUCAGAAGCUUAACGUUCCACAAAGAAUCGCAUCAUUAAUUAGAUUCAGAGAAAAGCGUAAAGACCGGAAUUAUGAUAAGAAAAUCCGUUACACUGUCAGAAAGGAGGUUGCUCUCAGAAUGCAACGAAACAAAGGCCAGUUUACAUCUUCAAAACCCAAUCAAGAUGAAUCUGCAACUGCUUCAAACUGGGACUCGUCUCAGGGAUGGGCUUCCAAUGGGGGCGGAUCUCAAAUUCAAACUCAAGAGAUUUUCUGCCGGCACUGUGGUAUUAGUGAGAAAUCAACGCCAAUGAUGCGACGUGGACCAGAAGGUCCAAGGACCCUUUGCAAUGCAUGUGGGCUAAUGUGGGCAAAUAAGGGAACUCUGAGAGAUUUGUCAAAAACGCCACCGCCGCCACCACCCCCAGGACAAAGUUCAUCCCUUCAGCAAAGCGAAGAGGUAGAGUCUUUCUGUCUUUCUUUCUUUUCACCCAAGAGUUACUCGGUAUUCCGUAACCAUUUCAUGCUCGUUUUUUUUAAGUUGUGGCAGAAUGGAAAUGUGCAGGGUGCUCAAAUUAUUAUUAAAAGUGGAGAAGAUGGAGACGAGUCACUGUGAUUUUUUUACACUAUUUGUUUAAACUACAAUGACUGUAUGAUAGAAGCCUGUAGUUUAAUCUUUGAACGCCUUGCUCUUACUCCAUACUAUCCUGUCCCAUCAUUUCAUUUACUAGCUUUUGUGGUUUCUUCUGUGUAUCAUAGACAAUGUAAAACAGAUCACUCACUUCAUAGAAAUUCAAGUUAAUCAUCUUUGUAUUUUGAAAUAUCAUUACGAAUUUGGAUCUGAC
Cuscuta epithymum is the source of this 1528-nucleotide messenger RNA. The record is from the annotation of a GenBank genome assembly. Lineage: Eukaryota; Viridiplantae; Streptophyta; Magnoliopsida; Solanales; Convolvulaceae.